UCAUCUGCUCUGCGCGUGGGGAUGCCAUUUCCGAGGACAAUGCCGCAAGUUAUCAAAAUUGAAGAUGGAGGGAACCACGCUCCUUACGGGCACGCCUCCGGCGACCAGGAGCUGAUGGACAGGUUCAGGAACAUUGCUCCGCCCCCGCCGGUACAUCAGCAGCCACUGCAACUUCCACCUCCGCCUCCACUUCCACCUCCACCACCUCAUUCCACAUGGGAAAAGAGGCAUUCGCCCGGACCGCCCCCGGGAUUCGCCGGCGUUCGCCUGCCGCCGCUGAAGUCACCGUGUCAGAGGUCGCCGCCGCAGCACGUCCCGCAACCGGCGCCAAACGCUCACCGCUCCCCGGGCACGUCCCUCCCGCCGCCGCCGCAGCACGCCAGCCAGGGCGCCGCGGUACCAGCGCCAGCGAUGAACAACAACACCGUCGCGCCGCCACUCCAGCGAAGGUCCGCGCCGAAGAAGCCACCGCACCCGGCGGCGAAGAAGAAGCCCUCCGUGCCGUGCGGGCUCUGCGGCGUGCUGUGCAUGACGGCACGGCACCUGGAGGAUCACGAGAAGGGGCGGAAGCACCGGAACAAGGCGGCCUGCCUCGCCGGGGAGAUGAACGUGCGGUGCCCGGUGUGCAACGUCCACCUCUCCAGCGGGCUCAACGUCGAGCAGCACCUCGCCGGCAAGCAGCACCUCCGGCAGCUCAGGCUCAACGGAGGAGCCUGAAGUGCAUGGCCACUCUUCAAUGGCUGGCUGAGCAUGCUUAUGGUCUGAACUUUGAAAUAUCUGCUGCUGCUGCAUUAUCAUCAAACAUAUAUGUGAAGUGAUACUCGAACUUUGAACCGUGUUUGUGCUGUUAAGUUGUUUGUAUAUAUGUGUAAUUGCAGUAACGAGACUAACUAGAACUAUCAUUUGGAUUGUGUACUCUGUAAUGGAUUAUGAGAUUAUGCAUGUGUGU
Molecule: messenger RNA, 949 nt
Organism: Setaria italica (foxtail millet)
Lineage: Eukaryota; Viridiplantae; Streptophyta; Magnoliopsida; Poales; Poaceae
Product: carboxypeptidase Y
Exons: 2
Coding region: 22-717 (231 amino acids)
Molecular function (GO): zinc ion binding; nucleic acid binding
Source: RefSeq, a predicted model, not a curated record